AUGGCGUCGUCAGACCGCACGUGGAUCUCGGACGGGCUGAUCAAGCUGACGGGCGCGACGGACGCGACGCUGGUCGACUUCGUCGCGGCGACGGCCAGCUCGGCGGCGGCGCGCGGGCCCAAGCACCUGCGCGACAAGCUGGCCGACCUGCUCGAGGACGCGGCGGCGCCCGCGGCGCUGCAGCAGUUUGCCGACGAGCUGUACGCGCGGACGACGACGAAAGCUAGUGGUGGUUCUUCGGAAAAGAAGGACGCGAAUGCGGCGGCGAAGAAGAAGAGGUACGCGUUGGUGGAGAUGGAAGAUGAGCUGGCGGACGCGCCUGCGCCGGCGAGGGUGGAGAAGAAGGAUAGGUCGGAGCGGAGGAAGGAGAGGAAGAGGGAGAGGAGUAGGGAGCGUGGGGAGAAGAGGGAGAGGAGUAGAGAUCGUGGGGAGAAGAGGGAGCGGAGCCGUGAACGUGGCGGUGGAAGGAGGGAGAAGAAGGUGCGGAGGAGGGACGAUGGGGAUUGGGAGGAUAGGUGGGGUGAUGAGGAGUAUUAUGAGGACGAAGAGCCGCUCGAGGAGUCGAGUCCGAAGCGCGUCAAGUUGCAAGAUGGAAGCGUGUCACCCGCACAGCCGGCGGAGGAGGAAGAAGAGAUUGACGAGGCCGAGAGGGAUAAGAGGGAGAGGGAGGAAUUCGAGAAGAGGCUGAGGGCAAAGGAUGAUAAGGACUCAAAGAAGGUCGUCGAGGACCGUACACAGGCCAAGGAUGCCGCACGGAGGAGAGCGCUCGCAGACGACGAGCAGGCCAGGGAGGCGGCUCUGGGCGACCUGCGGUUACGCUCGCGGCAGGAAUACCUCAAGAAGAGAGAAGCGGAGCAGCUCGCGUUGCUGAGGAAGCAAGUUGCGGAGGAAGAAGAGGAAGAGCGGAGAGCGGGUCCUGGCGAGCUGACCCAGGCCGAGCUCGACGAAUUCGCGAGGAACAGGGAAACCUUGCGCCUCGCCGAAGAGCGCCUCCGCGUGGACGAGCACACCGAUGGCUACGCACUUCCCGAAGACUACAUCACAGAGAAAGGAAAAAUCGACCGGAAAAAGAAGGAAGAGGCCCUCUACAAGCGCUACGUGGACCGCGAUGAGUACGGACGGGAGAAGUACGUCACGGAGCAAGAAGAGUGGGAGCGGGAACAGGCUGCGAAAGCAAAAGCCCAGAUCCUGCGUCCAGAGCGCGUUAACGAAGGCGAUUACGAGUUCGUCUUCGAUGAUACGCAAAAGAUCAACUUCGUCAUAGACCAGGCGUUGCCCGGACAGAAGAUGAACAAGGAGCAGCAGCGGUUGGCGGCGCAAAUCACCGCCGCCGAGGCAAAGGCCAAGUCGAUCGAGGAGACUCGGAAAUCGCUCCCCAUUUACUCGUGGAAAGACCAGUUGAUGGAGGCGAUUGCCAACUACCAGUGUGUUGUUGUGGUCGCAGAGACCGGUUCCGGAAAGACGACGCAGAUUCCGCAGUUCCUACACGAAGCCGGAUACACCUCGAAAGAGGAGAACGGAAAGUCCAAGAAGAUGGUAGCGUGCACGCAACCGCGAAGAGUUGCCGCCAUGUCCGUCGCUGCGCGUGUGGCCGAGGAGAUGGGGGUGAAGCUGGGUAAGGAGGUAGGGUACUCGAUCCGUUUCGAGGACAACACGGAUCCGAAGAACACGAUCGUCAAGUUCAUGACAGAUGGUAUGCUGUUGCGGGAGUUUCUGACCGACCCUUCUCUCGAGAGCUACAGCGCCAUCAUCCUCGACGAGGCGCACGAACGCACUCUCGCUACGGACAUUCUGUUUGGCUUGCUCAAGGACAUUGCCCGAUUCAGGCCGGAUCUGAAGCUCAUCAUUUCUUCGGCUACCGUCGACGCUCAGAAGUUUAGUCAGUACUUUGACGAUGCUCCCAUCUUCAACGUACCGGGUCGUCGAUUCCCCGUCAGCAUCUACUACACUCCGCAGCCCGAAGCAAACUACCUGGCUGCCGCCGUCACCACCGUUUUCCAGAUUCACCUUAGUCAGCCACGCGGCGACAUUCUCGUGUUUUUGACGGGUCAGGACGAGAUCGAAACCAUGGCGGAAGACCUGGCAGAAACGUCGCGGAAGCUAGGUUCUGCAGCCCCAGAACUCAUCAUUUGCCCCAUCUAUGCAAACUUACCACAAGAAGAACAGGCCAAAAUUUUCGAGCCCACCCCGCCGGGCAAGGUCAGGAAGGUGGUGCUCGCUACUAACAUUGCUGAAACUUCCUUGACCAUCGACGGCAUCGUGUAUGUCAUCGACCCCGGAUACGUCAAGGAGAACGUGUACAACCCCCGCACCGGCAUGGAGUCUCUGGUCAUCACGCCGUGCAGUAGAGCUUCGGCCAACCAGAGGGCAGGUCGUGCUGGCAGAGUCGGACCCGGACACUGUUUCCGGUUGUACACUCGCUGGGCCUUCUUUAAUGAAUUAGAGGCCAAUACUACGCCUGAAAUUCAGAGGACCAACCUCUCCAGCACGGUGUUGUUGUUGAAGAGUUUGGGCAUCAACGACCUGGUCGGAUUCGACUUCAUGGAUGCACCUCCGGCCGACACUCUGAUCCGGUCUCUGGAACUUCUCUACGCUUUGGGAGCUCUGAACGACAAGGGCGAGCUCACAAAGAGGGGCAGACAGAUGGCCGAGUUCCCCGUGGACCCGAUGGUUUCAGCAGCGAUCCUCAAGGCUGACCAGCUGCAGUGUGUGGAAGAAGUGUUAAGUAUUGUGUCGAUGCUUGGCGAGUCGGCGGCGCUCUUCUUCCGGCCCAAGCAGCAGAAGAUUCACGCCGACUCUGCUCGCGCGCGCUUCACGAUCAAGGAGGGCGGCGACCAUCUCACGCUGCUCAAUAUCUGGAACCAGUGGGUCGACUCGGACUUUAGCUAUGUGUGGGCCAAGGAGAACUUCCUGCAGCAAAAGUCGUUGUCUCGAGCGCGCGACGUGCGUGAUCAGCUGGCGCGUCUCUGCGACCGGGUUGAAGUGACCAUCACGUCGUGCGGGGCCAACGAUCUCCAUCCGAUCAUGAAAUCGCUCGUGGCAGGCUUCUUCCCCAACGCGGCGCGUCUGCAACGCGGCGGUGACAGCUACCGCACGGUCAAGAACGGCAUGACGACGUACAUCCAUCCGUCAUCGGUGCUCACCAAGACGGGCGACAGCCCGCACCGGUUCGUGAUGUACUACGAGCUUGUGCUGACUAGCAAAGAGUACAUGCGUAACGUCAUGCCGAUACCUACGCCGGCGUGGCUCAACGAGGUGGCGCCGCACUACCACAAGAUGAAGGAUCUGGAAGGGCUGGGGGCGGAGAACAAGAAGAUGCCGAAGGGACAGAAGCUGUAG
This is a messenger RNA of Lasiodiplodia theobromae, 3339 nucleotides long. RefSeq names its product mRNA splicing factor RNA helicase. NCBI's taxonomy places the organism in Eukaryota, Fungi, Ascomycota, Dothideomycetes, Botryosphaeriales, Botryosphaeriaceae. The transcript has a single exon. Gene Ontology annotation, molecular function: ATP binding; RNA binding. The coding region runs from base 1 to 3339 and encodes 1112 amino acids. Gene Ontology annotation, cellular component: intracellular anatomical structure; catalytic step 2 spliceosome. The record is from RefSeq and is a predicted model, not a curated record.